Messenger RNA from Esox lucius (northern pike), 2482 nucleotides. RefSeq names its product acyl-CoA synthetase family member 2 (gene acsf2). The transcript has 16 exons. Gene Ontology annotation, biological process: fatty acid metabolic process. The record is from RefSeq and is a predicted model, not a curated record. Gene Ontology annotation, molecular function: medium-chain fatty acid-CoA ligase activity. NCBI's taxonomy places the organism in Eukaryota, Metazoa, Chordata, Actinopteri, Esociformes, Esocidae. The coding region runs from base 487 to 2307 and encodes 606 amino acids.
CAGGUAAACCUACUCGACCCCUUGAGAGCAGACGGCUCUCUUGUUCUUCAAGUGUGUGUAAAAAGGCGAUGCUUUCUGGGGCUUUGUCUGCAGCUCCAAGUUGCUUGUUUUGGGCUUAUUUUGACAGUCUCCGUUCCUUGUUUCUUUUGCGGUAUCUGGCAACACAGUUAACCGUUUGCUAACACUAAGCUUCGGUUCAAAGUGCAUCUGCUAAACGUACAUUACACUGACUGUCGUUAAAACACUCGGGCUUUCGGUUAGAGGUAAGCUAGCAUUGUGUUGCUGGACGGUAUUCCAAACGAGUGUUAAUAUCUAACAGCUUUCUGUUAGGAAAUAUGUGGUCAAUUGGACAGUUAUACAACAGUUGAAGUGAUUUAUCGAUGAUGCAUCCUCGAUUUUAAGUACUUCGUAUUUUUUUCAUCAAAUCUUUUCAUAUUUUUAUAGAACUAUCGUAUCCCAACUUUUUAAAAGGACUUAAAUGAAAACAUGUUUUCGAGGAUUGCAUUUGGCUCUCAGAUAUUUCGGUCGAACGUCUUUUUUUUCAAGCCAGUUAAAGCUUUACAAAAAUCAAGGACUUUCCCUGCUCAAAGCGUUUGUGCAAUACAUGUGGACAGUCCUCCCAGCAUCCCCACUCUCACCACCAGCUAUGCCCACGGCACCUCCUCCAAGUCCCUGCUGUGCAGUACAGUCGGCGAGACACUCCAGGCUGCGGCCGAACGCUGGCCAGACCGGGAGGCUUUGGUGUUCCUGCAGGAUGGGGUCCGCAAGACCUUCUCGCAGUUCCAGCAGGAUGUGGACCAGGCUGCUGCCGGCCUCCUAGCCAUGGGCCUAAAACGAGGAGAGAGACUGGGCGUUUGGGGACCCAACACAUAUGAGUGGGUUCUGUUCCAGUAUGCCACAGCCAAGGCUGGCAUUAUACUGGUGUCUGUGAACCCAGCCUACCAGUUGAAGGAGUUGGAGUUGGCUUUGAGGAAGGUGAGAUGCAAUGCUGUUGUGUGCCCGACCCAGUUUAAGACCCAGAAGUAUUGUGACGUGCUCCGGCAGAUCUGUCCAGAGAUCGACACUGCUACCCCAGGGUCUGUCAAGAGCGCCAGACUCCCUGACCUGCGCAUGGUGAUCGUGACCGACAGCCGUCAGCCAGGGAUGUUCCACCUGGAGGACGUGAUGCAGGCCGGGAGCAGCCAACACAUGCGACAGCUGGAGGAGCUGCAGAAGAGACUGUCCUUCGACGACCCCGUUAACAUUCAGUUCACAUCGGGCACAACAGGCAUCCCCAAAGGAGCCACCCUGUCCCACCACAACAUCGUCAACAACGCCUACUUCAUCGGCAUGCGAGUGGGCUAUGAAUGGAGGCCUCGGGUGCGCAUCUGCCUGCCUGUUCCGUUGUACCACUGUUUCGGCUCGGUGGGCGGCGGCAUGGUCAUGGCCAUUCACGGCGCCACGCUGGUCUUCCCCUCGGCUGGGUACGACGGCCAUGCCAACCUGGUGGCUAUAGAGAAAGAAAGGUGCACCUUUGUCUAUGGAACUCCGACGAUGUUCAUUGAUCUGCUGGGUCAGCCUGACUUGGCCAAGUUUGACCUCUCGUCAGUGGAGGCAGGCAUCAUGGCUGGUUCCCCUUGUCCACCUGAGGUUAUAAAGAAGGUCACUUGUACCCUUGGCAUUAAGGAGCUCAUUAUUGCCUAUGGAACCACAGAGAACAGCCCUGUAACAUUCUGUGGCUUCCCGAUAGACAACAUUGAAAGAAGGUCGGAGACCGUCGGGUGCAUUUCCCAUCACAUCGAGGCUAAGGUAGUGGAUCCUUCCUCUGGAGAACUUCUGCCCCUCGGGGUGACAGGAGAGCUGAUGAUCAGGGGCUACUGUGUGAUGCUGGGAUACUGGGAUGAUGUGGCCAAGACGGACGAGUGCAUUACUAAAGAGGGCUGGUAUAAGACUGGGGACAUCGCCAAGCUGGACAAUUAUGGCUACUGUCGCAUCGAGGGCCGCAUCAAGGACAUGAUCAUACGAGGGGGGGAAAAUAUAUACCCGGCUGAGAUUGAGCAGUUCCUACACACUCAUCCUAAAGUCCAGGAAGCCCAGGUGAUAGGUGUACCAGAUGCGCGUAUGGGAGAGGAGGUGUGUGCCUGCAUCAGACUGAAGGAGGGCCAGGAUUGCAGUGCAGAGGACAUCAGAGCUUACUGCAAGGGCAAGAUGGCUCAUUUCAAGAUCCCACGCUACGUGACAUUUGUGAAUAGCUACCCGCUCACUGUUUCAGGGAAGAUCCAGAAGAACAAACUACGUGAGCAAAUGGUGACGCUUCUGUCCCUGUGAAAAGAAUGUGGGAACGUGGCUAUGGCUCCGUCCUCAGAUGCCUUCUUUUUUUUUUUUGCUCUGCCACAGCAGCUGCUGGAAGCCAGUAUACUUUGAGCCAGUUGGGCAUUUCAGUGCUUUUAUUUUUCAGAACUGGUUGAAACAGUUUUAUUAGAAACAGGAUCAUGAAUAAAAA